This is a messenger RNA of Aphidius gifuensis, 1209 nucleotides long. Its product is annotated as protein SMG9. Gene Ontology annotation, biological process: nuclear-transcribed mRNA catabolic process, nonsense-mediated decay. The record is from RefSeq and is a predicted model, not a curated record. The transcript has 6 exons. Lineage: Eukaryota; Metazoa; Arthropoda; Insecta; Hymenoptera; Braconidae. Bases 76 to 1197 code for a protein of 373 amino acids.
UAUUAAAACCAGUUCAAAUUGAUUUUUUUAAAAUUAUUAUUCAAUCAAGGAAAUAAAUGAUAAAUAAAAAUUACAAUGACUACUCGAAAAAUUGCAAAAGAUUAUGAACCUAAAGAAAAUAAUCGUCCAACAUUUAUAUUAAAAACAAGAGAAGGUGAAAAUCGUGCAGUAUCACCAAGUCAAAAAAAUGGAGGAAAAAAAGAUCAUCCAGAAAAUCAUCCACAAGGAGUUGUACAAAAUAAAGCACCAGAACCUCGUCCAUUAACAAUGUGUCAAGAAAUGAAUAAUUGUAUUAAAUUUAUGGAUGAAAAUUUACAAUUAUGUGAUAAUCCAGUUGAUUAUUUAUAUGAUCAACAAGAUUUUUUAGUUGUUGGUAUUGUUGGUGGACAAGGUGUUGGAAAAUCAACAAUAUUAUCACUUUUAACAUCAAAUUAUGCAAAAAAUAUAUUUCCUGUUCAUGGUUUGAGUCAUCAUGAGACUGGAACACAUUGUACAAAUGGAGUUGAUUUUUAUGUUACUAAAAAUAGAGUUAUUUAUUUAGACACACAACCAAUAUUAUCAUGUUCUGUUUUUGAUGCAACAACAGCAUCAUUUGAACAAAAAAAAAGUCCAACUGAUUUUACAAAUUCAGAAUCACAUAAUUUAGAAAUUCAAUCAUUAGAAUUUACAGCAUUUUUAUAUUCGGUUUGUCAUAUUAUUAUUUUUGUACAAGAUUGGUUUGUUGAUCCAAAUUUAGUCAGAUUUCUUCAAACAGCUGAAAUGCUCAAGCCAUCAUCAACAACAAAUUUAGAUCAAGAUUACGUUGAAUAUUAUCCUCAUAUGUUAUUUUUACACAACAAAGCUGAAUUGAGUGAUUUUAUGCCAAAUACAUUGGAAACAAUGAAAGAAUUUUAUAGUAAAGUAUUUGCAACGUCAAAGUUACAAACUCACAGUGGUUUAGACAUGAGUGUAACAUCAAAAGACGGCCAAUUGAAUCUUUUUUUGAUACCAUUUAUAACAAACAAAGAUGAACCAACAAUCCACGAAAAUGAAAAAGAAUUAAUUGAAAAAUUAAGAAGAAAAAUUCAUGGUAUAACAAGAAAUCCAAUGACACCAGCAAUACUUACAGAAAAAAAUUGGUAUCAUUAUGUUUCCAAAGUACUUGAAGCCAUAAAAAAAAGUCAUCUUUCUCUGGAAUAUGGAAGAUUAAUGCCUUAAAAUUAUAAUCAU